AUGACAAAAUGGGAAGCCUCAAGUCCCUCAUGGCACAAAUUAAACUUUGAUGGGGCGGUCCACAAUAAUUGGCAAGCUGGAGGUGGUGUUAUAAGAGACCAUCAGGGUUUUCUUAUCGUCGCCUACGCUGGAAGUUUGAGGAACCAUACUAUCAACCAAGUUGAGGGGAUGGCCGUUUUAUGGGAAAUGAAGUUCGCCAUUGCUAUAUGUAUCAAACAACUUGAAAUUGAAGGUGAUUCUAAUAUAAUUGUGGAGGCUUUCAGUGGAAGAAGUGUGGCGGGAUGGAAAGUGGAAGUGAUAUUGAGGGAUGUUAGAAUGCUCUUAGCUAACCUUGAUAGUUUCACUAUCUGCCAUAUUUACAGAGAAGGGAAUGCGGUUGCUGACUCCAUGGCUGCUUUCGGAAUGCUGCAAGAUGGCUUACGGUGUUGGAGGAAUGUUCAUCUGUUGUCAGUGGUUACCAAGGAGAUCCUUGAGAGGGAAAGUUUAAGUGCUAAUAAUGUUUAA
Molecule: messenger RNA, 504 nt
Organism: Cryptomeria japonica (Japanese cedar)
Lineage: Eukaryota; Viridiplantae; Streptophyta; Pinopsida; Cupressales; Cupressaceae
Exons: 1
Coding region: 1-504 (167 amino acids)
Molecular function (GO): RNA-DNA hybrid ribonuclease activity; nucleic acid binding
Source: RefSeq, a predicted model, not a curated record